AGUCGCGAAUACACCCAAGUGAUCGAACGUCCUGACGCGUACGCUCUGUAUAAGAAGAAGUUGAUUAGUGACGGUUUUUUUCACACAAACACCGAUCUUUUGAAGAGUGAACGCUUCGGUUACCUGGCGAAAAUGCUGCGAUUCGCCACCGUGCUGGCCGCCGUGUGUGCCAUCGGCGGAACAUUAACACAAGUAAAGGGUCUCAUGGAUAAUAACGCUCUAAACGGCGGGGCAGUGUCCCAUUUCGAGCCGCAGGUGGCCAUGUUGUGCGACGCCGGCCUCCACGGCCAGGAGGCGUACCACCCCAAAUACAUGACCGAACAAGGAGAGUGGAUGAGCGAUCUUUACUCCAAAGCCACCUGUUUCAAGGACAAGAUGGAUAUCCUAAACUAUUGCAAAAAGAUGUAUCCCAAAAGAGAUAUCACGAACAUAGUCGAAAGCAGCCAUUACUUGAAAAUUGGAUCGUGGUGUAGAGCUGGAGCUACACCUGGUACGCAGUCCAGAGGAAAAUGCAAGACGGCCAGAUGGGUUAAACCAUUCCGUUGUUUGGAAGGUCCUUUCCAAUCGGACGCUCUUCUCGUCCCGGAAAACUGUUUAUUUGAUCAUAUCCACAACCAGAGCAAUUGCUGGUCCUUCGGUAGAUGGAACGCAACCGCCGGAACUGCUUGCCAAGAAAAGGGUCUUCAACUUCGCUCGUUUGCCAUGCUUUUGCCCUGCGGAAUCUCCCUCUUCAGCGGCGUAGAAUUCGUCUGCUGUCCAAAACACUUCAAAGACACUCUUAAACCCCAAAAACCAGUCGACCUCUCAAUUCUUAAGAAAGAACAAGACGUUUUCGAUGCCAUCGACGAUUCUGACGAUGACGACGACGACGAAUCCGACGAAGAUGAUGACGCAGAUGACCUCGACGAUCUAGCAGAUGACACCGAACUCUCCGACGACCCCACCAUGGAGGAUGAUGAUGAUGAAGAGGAUGAUGAUGAUUACGAUGACGGAGACUGGGACACGACUCCAUCAAGCACCACUGCAGUGUACAAAGCCACCACUCCUUCCACUACUACUACUACUACAACUGUUAGAAGUACUUCAGUACCCACACCGGACCCGUAUUUCACCCAUUUCGAUCCAAGUUCUCUCUUUAGAAACGAACACGACAGCUAUAAGGAAGCCCAGGAGCGCUUGGAAGAAACCCACAGAGAGAAAGUGACGAGGGUUAUGAAGGAUUGGUCUGACUUGGAAGAACGUUACCAGGAUAUGCGCCAAACUGACUCACGUGGUGCCGAUGAGUUCAAACAAAGAAUGACGCAGAGGUUCCAGCAGACAGUUCAGGCUCUUGAAGAGGAGGGCGACGCUGAGAAGCAUCAAUUGGCCGCCAUGCACCAACAGAGGGUUUUGGCUCAUAUCAAUCAGAGGAAGAAGGAAGCUAUGUCUUGCUACACUCAGGCUUUGAAUGAUCCUAUUCCAAACACACACCGCGUUCAGAAAUGCCUCCAGAAACUCCUCAGAUCCUUGCACAAAGAUCGCGCCCACGCCAUCAGUCACUACCGUCAUCUCUUGGCCAGCAGCAUAGAAGCGGCCGCGAGGGAGCAACCCAGAAUAUUGGAACGUCUCACCGACAUUGACCGCACCGUUAACCAGAGCAUGCAAAUGUUAAAGAGAUACCCUGAAUUAUCCAACAAAAUCGGUACACUUAUGGACGACUACAUCCAAGCUUUGAGAUCCAAGGACGAAACACCUGGAUCUUUGUUGUCCAUGACUGCCGAGGCUGAACAAGCGAUUUUGGACAAAUACAAGACGGAAACUGCCAGCAAACAGGCUGAAAGAGAAAGGCAAAGAAUUCAAGAAAAGGAAAGGAAAGAGCAGAGGAAGAAGGAAAGAUCUGAAUUAAAGGAAGAGAAGAAACGCGUCGAAGCAGCUCUUGGCAAGAAGAUCAGCAACUUUGAUGAUGAAGAUAUGGAAGAUGAAUCAUUGCCUGAAGAUAAAUCUACUGCAGUUCCAACAACCCCAUUCGUCAGCACAAUGAGCAGCGAAGUGGUAAGCAACGUGAUCACCGCUUCUUCAAACAACCGCAAAGAGGUCGAUGACGCAGCCGUUCAACAGGCUGUCGAAGAUGUCGCUGCCGUCGCUCACAGACAGGACGUGAUCAAGAUUGCCCACGUUAUGAAUCACGACAUUAGCCACGGCGAGCCUGGUUACUCUGUAAGAAGGGAGAUCUACGGGCGCCGGGACGGAAAGAGCGUCUAUUUCACACUGGCCUUCGCCGGCAUGGCUCUGAUGGCCGCCGUGAUUGUCGGCGUCGCAGUGGCCAGAAGGAGGUCGGCCAGAUCCCCUCAGAGCCAAGGUUUCAUCGAGGUUGACCAAGCGGCAACACCGGAAGAGAGGCAUGUGGCAAACAUGCAAAUAAACGGUUACGAGAACCCAACAUACAAAUACUUCGAGGUUAAAGAGUAAAGGGAGCAGCCCGUUUGAGUUUUGGACAUUUAUUUAAUUUACUGUUAAUUUGCUUGGCAGCCAUUUAUUUAUGUUAUUUAAGCAAUAUAUAUUUUGAUAUUUUUUACUUUUUAACCAAUGAUAUUUGUUAAGUUUGAUAUUUUAAUGAAUAGUGCGCACUGUUGAAGUGCGCGUAGUUUUUAAUUUGAUUUGAGCAUUCCAGUGUGUUAUUUGUAUACUUACUUAUUCUUUAUACUACGUACUUAAUUAUGUUAAGAGCAACUUGAUAAUAAUAAUUCUACAUAUGCAAAAAUAUAUAAAUAUUUUCAAUUUAUAAAUCAAUAAUGUAAUAUUUUUUGCAUAUGACAGUCCAAGUUUACAUUAUCGUAAUCUUUCUAGAAAGCACAUUGUGAAGAAACACUGAAGACCAUAACUAGUAUGACGCGUGUAUCGUUACAAUGUUUAUAUAAUAGCUAGAUGUAUGGUACCCUCCAUAAUAAAUUUAAUAAAUAUUAGAUUAUAAAAGUGCAUGUUUACUCGACAAGCUUUUGUACAAAGUCUUUUUAUUUUUUGAAAUACGUAAUCAGCUUCAAGACGCCCUUUAAACAUAUUAACCGGACUCGGACAAGAUUGUGCUUAUACAAUGCCAUUCACUACAAAAACCCAUCAAGUAUUAUUGCAGUGAAUCGUACUGUAUAUUAUGUAUAUAGCAGUAAGUAAAUCGCAAGUUUAAAAUUAAAGUUUUUAUUUCUAAACAAAAAAAUUUAGUACCAGUGUUUCUAUUUUAACUACAAAGCUUAAUAAGGUUUUGGAUGUAUUUAACUGUUUUAAUAUGUUGUCUAACAGUUCAAUUCCCCUUACUUCUUCGUCAAGAUUAACAUAGUUGAACUAUUCGACGUACAUAGUCUACCUUAAUCAAACUAUAGCUAAAUAAAUAAUAAUAAAUGUUAAUCCCUAAAAAGUAAUUUUAUACAGUUCGAAGAUUCGAGAUUUUGGGCAGCACAAUAAAACAUUAUUUGAAUACAUGUAUACCUAUCUUCAGUUCGAAUUACCUAUACUGUACGUUUGAUAUGUUAAUAAUAAGAUGUUUUGUGAAAGAACUAUAUUACAUUUAAGAUUAUGGGUUGCAAAACAUUGAGAUAGAAAUACAUCGUAUUCAGCUCACUUUAAAAGGUAAUUUUCGACAUAUCAAUUUGCAAAAUUACUUUUUAAGCUUGUUAUAUGAGGAAAUUUAUUUAUUUUCCUUACAUAAUAAUGGAAAUUUCAAUGUUCAGUUGGUUGGUUUCACUUUAAAAUUAAUUAAAGAACCCUAAAAUGUAUUUAACAAUUUUCAGCUAAUAUGUGUACAGUUCUAGAUAAGAAAAUAUUAUCUUUUCUUACACUCUAGAUUUAGGCUAUUGAUUAUAAAGUGUGUUGGAUGUGCAUAGUUUUUACUUAAAAUAUCGAAACAUCUUAUCUUUUUCGUCCAAUCAAAUUAAACAUUUUUCUGUACCUACCUUACUUUCAAAAGUAGUUUAGUUUUUAGCUUAGUUUGAUAUAUGUUUUGUGGCCAUGUAAUUUUAAAUUUAAUGUAAUAAAAACUUAAUAACUAA
This is a messenger RNA of Brassicogethes aeneus, 4019 nucleotides long. The record is from the annotation of a GenBank genome assembly. Lineage: Eukaryota; Metazoa; Arthropoda; Insecta; Coleoptera; Nitidulidae.